AUGGUAGUAGGUGUAUUUCCUGCUCUUAAAUUAGGUGUAUUAUUUAUCAAACAAAUAAGUAAACCUUUGGCUAAAAUAAUAGUUAAUCAAGCUAAAAAUCAUCCUAUAUUCCGUAGAUACUUUAUUAUUCCACCUGCUCAAAUUUAUCAUUGGGCAGAGGUAAAAGGUAAAAUGUAUAUGAUGAAUCUUGGAAAACCAACAAAAGUAGCAAAGUUAAAUGAAAAUAUGGCAAUAGAAUUAGGAGCUAGUUUAAUGGGAGAAGUUAUUAUUUUUGGUCUUGCUGGUGCAUGUGUAAUGUUUGAAUACAAUCGUCAAGUGACUAAAGAAGCAAAAAAAGAAGAAAUGCGUAUUGCACAGAUACAACAAUUUAAACAUGAUAUUAACUUAUUACAAAAAAAUAGUAUGCAAUUACAAAGUGAGAUUAUGUCUUUACAAAAUAUUAUAGCAACAUUGUCAAAACACAAAGGUACGAAGUCUGCACUAGUUGAACCACAGACAUUAACAGAGACAGAUAAAAACAUUGAUCAAUCACAAAGCAAAAAAUGUAGAAAGCUAAGACUAAAACAAAUUGAGGUAACGAUAGUCUUGAUCAGUAAAAUAUGCUUAUUGCUGCGGGUAUCUUACAAUUUUAUGUAA
Vespula vulgaris is the source of this 636-nucleotide messenger RNA. Its product is annotated as putative OPA3-like protein CG13603. The record is from RefSeq and is a predicted model, not a curated record. The transcript has 3 exons. Gene Ontology annotation, cellular component: mitochondrion. Bases 1 to 636 code for a protein of 211 amino acids. Gene Ontology annotation, biological process: regulation of lipid metabolic process. Lineage: Eukaryota; Metazoa; Arthropoda; Insecta; Hymenoptera; Vespidae.